Molecule: messenger RNA, 1005 nt
Organism: Phycodurus eques (leafy seadragon)
Lineage: Eukaryota; Metazoa; Chordata; Actinopteri; Syngnathiformes; Syngnathidae
Gene: fkbp1aa
Product: FKBP prolyl isomerase 1Aa
Exons: 5
Coding region: 65-394 (109 amino acids)
Molecular function (GO): peptidyl-prolyl cis-trans isomerase activity
Source: RefSeq, a predicted model, not a curated record
CCCGCUUCCGCUCUGUGCAAGGCGCUGGUCGAAGAAGUCACUUAACGGUUGAGGACUCGCCAACAUGGGAGUGCAAAUUGAAAUUAUUACGCCGGGCGACGGACAGACGUUUCCCAAGAAGGGGCAGCGCGUCGUGGUGCACUAUAUCGGAACGCUGGCAGACGGGAAAGUGUUCGACUCUUCGAGGGGCCGAGGGAAGCCGUUCAAGUUCAAGAUCGGCCACAAGGAGGUGAUCCGCGGUUGGGAGGAAGGAGUUGCGCAGAUGAGCGUAGGUCAGCGGGCUAAGCUGGUCUGCUCACCGGACUACGCGUACGGCAGCAAGGGCCACCCGGGCAUCAUCCCCCCGAAUGCUACGCUUACCUUUGACGUGGAGCUGCUGGGUCUGGAGGCCUGAAGCUUCCUCACUGCUUUGCUUCAUUCCACUUAACUCGCCAGGGUCAAAUCCUAUCCUGGGAACAUGGAGGAAAAUCCAGAUGACUCCUGCAUAGGACCUAUGUCUAUACCUUUCACUAGUCCACUCUUCUUUACAUUUGCAUAAGACUUCAUUUUAGGUUUUAUCUCCUUCUCAGUCAUAGCUCAUCGCAUCCUAUGUAUUUUCAUGUUUUUGUUUUUAAUGACCUUUUGACUAUUUACAUUUUUUUUUUUUUGUACAAGUACUGAAUCAGUCUCAUUCCUUGAGGCUCUGCGGCCUUUUCCGAAACAAUAGUCUUGAUUGCGGAUAAUGCGUUUUCAUCAAAAGGAAGUCAUGAAUUGUUCUGAUGUGGAGCCAUUUCCAUGAAUGGCUGUGGCGAUUACCUAUUGGAUGACAUUACACACGGAUGUCUCAUCACUUGGAGUUAUUGAAUCAAGCACACGGAGGUGCCGCCAGGUCUCCGCAGUUGUUGGCAGCAACACUUAUUUAUGAGCGCCAUGUGAUUUUAGCGCUCAGACAGUCACAGCUGGACACUUUUUGUCUUGAUGGUUGCUUGUGGAAAAAAAUAAAAAAUAAAUUGUGGGGAAAAUGUA